AUAGAAAUCUGUGAGUCAGUCUAUCGCGCCGCGUCUUGUCGUCUAGCACCAAUCCCUGUCCCUGGAUUUUCCCUCGAGAAUCCCUCUCAUUCUAUUCGUUGAUUCACUUUACUUUCUUCUUUGUAGAUUUACUCCUCUAUGUGCGUGAUAUAAUUUAAGAGGGACAAUCAAUUUUCGACGUAGGAAAAUAUUUAAUAAAAUGUCAUGAUUUGCAUUUAAUGUGCCUUUAAAAUUUGUAUUUAAUCAUUCUAUCAUUGGUGCCAUCUUUGGAUACUUGAUUUUUUAGUGCCAAUAAUAUUUUACGUGACUGUUUUACAAGUUUAGCUGGAGCGUAGAUUUCGUUGUUAUUUACUACUUCAUGCGCACACUUGGAAAAUCAAAGAAAUUCUUUUAAUUUGUGCUGGAAUUUUUAACGGAACAUUUUUAUGAGUCCACGUAUGAGACCUUUUACUAAAGUAACAUGACUUUUUACAACUUGUCGUCCUAUGCUCGUAGAUGGGGCCGAAGAGCUGAGUUAUGGACAUGCAAUAACACUUGCUGAAGUGGCGCGGUGGAGCCGAAAAGACUUAAACGGUCGGUAAGGAAAAAGGAACCGAAUGUGCUGGGAGAUCAUGGAGAAUUGGUAUCGGAACGCUCGACGUUGGUUCACGCCACGGACCAGAGGAGGACGUCGCAUGUACCUGGAUGACGUCGAUGAGUUUGACGGGGCCGUCAACACGUUUUUCGACCUCCCGAAACCCCCCACACUUCCCGCCAGUAGUGGGGCGCGCGACAGCAAUUUAUUGAUUGUGACGGGGGUGGACUUCUGCCAUCCAGAGAAUGGCGCCGAACACUUCACUGACCAGUAUGACCUCAUGAAACGAGAGACCAAGUACCGUCAGUUAGUGGUGCGUCGUGGUUUUCCGUUCCUCAUCAAAGUCAUCACGAAUCGUCCAUUUUCACCGAACAAUGACGCCAUUACUCUUCAUUUCUUCCACGUCGAUGCUAUCCGACCAUCACAAGGGCAAGGUACUUUGGAGGAUUCAGUGCUCGUUUUGAAGGGUGAGAACCCAGUUGGAAAGUGGGCGACCGUUUUAGAAGUUCAACAAGAGAACGAACUCUCUAUCUUGGUGACUCCAGUAGCAGAUUGCAUCAUCGGCCGAUGGAUUUUAGAAAUAGAUGCUAAAGUUGUGGGCCCUAUUCCGAGCCAGCCAACUUCGUUUUCUGUCAAAACGCCAUUUUAUAUUUUGUACAACGCGUGGUGUCCUGAUGAUCAGGUAUACCUGCAGGACGAAGAGAAAAGGCGCGAGUAUGUUCUAAACGAUAGUGGCAUAAUUUUCCGAGGCAAUGCUCGAGAACCAAGACCGAGUCCAUGGCGCUACUCACAAUUUGAGACUGAUAUUUUAGAGUGUGCAUUUUAUUUAUUGAACACAGUUGCCAAAAGGUUGAAUGUCAUUGCUGCGUCUGAUCCAAUAGAAAUUAGUCGAUGUCUCGCUGCACUGGUGAACGAUGUGGACGACAACGGCGUGGUCCAAGGCAACUGGAGCGAAAACUUCGUGGGUGGAACUCCCCCCUCGGCGUGGAUCAGCAGCGGCCCAAUUUUAACCAAGUAUUACAGCACCAAGAGGCCGGUCCGCUACGGCCAGUGCUGGGUCUUCGCUGGAGUUCUCACAACAGUGUGUCGGACACUUGGUUUACCGACCCGGACUAUCACGUGCUACAAUGCAGCCCAUGACACUGAUGGAAGUCUCACUGUGGACACGGUUGUAACCGAGGACGGGCUUGUGGACAAAAAUUACUCUAGAGAUUCUAUCUGGAAUUUUCAUUGUUGGAAUGAAGUGUGGAUGAAGAGGCCGGAUCUCAACGGUGGCCAAGGUUAUGAUGGUUGGCAGGUAAUUGAUUCGACACCUCAAGAAAGGAGUCAAGGCGUCUACAGGGUGGGGCCCACCUCAGUUCUCGCCAUCCGUGACGGGGAAGUCCUCAAGGCGUACGAUGGCAAAUUCGUUUUCGCGGAGGUCAAUGCCGAUAAACUCACAUGGAAACUCAGUGAUAAUUUUCUCAAGCUCCUCAAUAAAAAUGUCACAGAUGUUGGUGUCCUAAUUUGUACAAAAGCUGUCGAUUCUUGGGCCUUGAAGGAAAUAACUCAUCAUUAUAAACACCCAGAAAGAACAAAAAAUGAGCGAUCUACUUUCGAAAAGGCAUUGAAGCAGUGUGAAUCCCAAUUCAGUAGAUAUUAUUUGAAUAACUUUUCCUUUACGGACGUCAAGUUCGAGUUACUAAUGGAUGAAAGUGUAAUUAUUGGAUCACCUUUUACGAGCUUAGUUAGAAUGACGAAUCAAAGCGACAAUCGCUAUGAAAUUAAAGUUGUUAUUCGAGUUGACACCAGUUCCUACGAUGGACGAGCUGCAUAUCCAGUCAAAAAGAGGGAGGCUAUGAUUCUUCUGAAGCCGGCAGAGGUUGAAGAAUUUGCAAUUCAGGCAAGUUAUGAUGAGUAUGCAGACAAACUUGUUGGACAAGCUGAUUUUAAAGUUAACUGCUUAUGCCAAGUAAUCAAUGGUGAUUAUGAAUUUUGGGAUACGACGAAUUUUAGGGUUAAAAAACCAGACAUCGAGUUAGAGCUAUAUGGGAAAGCAACGAAAGGCGUUGUUUGCAGAGCAUCUGCAAGAAUAGCUAAUCCCUUGCCUGUGACUCUCAAUAAAUGUAAUUUUUUCAUUGACCUACCUGGGGCUCUGAAGCCAAUCAAGUACAAACUGAAAAGGUCAAUCGGUGUUAACCAGCAAGCUCAAAUAUCAUUCAAAUUCAUACCCAGGUCCGCGGGUCAAUCGGCGAUUUUUGCCAAAUUUGAAUCCAAAGAACUGAACGAUGUUGACGGGAAGCUUGAAUUUGAAGUUUUCGAAGAGUGAAUCAGUUCAGCUCACAAAAUUUCAAAUGAAGGUUUUAUGAAGCAAAAAAUGCCUUCGAUUGGGUUGUGUGUUAUUCCGUUUUUUCGGUUUGUUUUUAAUUUUUUUUUUUGUUCAGCCUUUGUGGCAAGGCAAAGAUGAAGGCCUAACUUAAAAUAUAGCAUUUUUACCACUGAAACUCGCCUCACGGGAUGGAUGAGUUUACCAAGCCAUAUCUACAAAUACU
This is a messenger RNA of Bemisia tabaci, 3105 nucleotides long. Lineage: Eukaryota; Metazoa; Arthropoda; Insecta; Hemiptera; Aleyrodidae. The record is from RefSeq and is a predicted model, not a curated record.